Messenger RNA from Daldinia decipiens, 2195 nucleotides. Its product is annotated as WD40 repeat-like protein. Gene Ontology annotation, biological process: regulation of gene expression. The coding region runs from base 420 to 1739 and encodes 439 amino acids. Lineage: Eukaryota; Fungi; Ascomycota; Sordariomycetes; Xylariales; Hypoxylaceae. The transcript is spliced from 7 exons. Gene Ontology annotation, molecular function: histone binding. The record is from RefSeq and is a predicted model, not a curated record. Gene Ontology annotation, cellular component: cytoplasm; nucleus; Rpd3L-Expanded complex.
AGCAACUAGCAGUUAUAAUAAUAAAUAUAUUUUUAAUUAUAUAUUUUACGAUUUUAAAACGUUAAGUAAAAUAGGCUAUUCGAUAGCUGCGGUUAAAACUGAUAAACGCUCGGUAUGGACAGAACUUUUAAAAGCGACUUCUGUACAUACCUACUAAUGUAUGCAUUUAUAAAGAUGUAUUACAUAACCCCCUUUUAUCAGAUCGGGUCGCAGGCAAUACAUAGGCGGUACAACCUUGCUACCUUAGGUACCUAGCUACCUAAUGUAGGUAGGCUACAUGUAGGUACUUCUAAGUUCCAUACUUUACGCGCAUCGCGUCCAGUCGCGAAAUUCCUUCUGAACACUUAGCAAGUAUUCUAAGCUCAACUCCCGAAAUCGCAACAUCCCGUAUUCGAUUAUACGAGAAAGGUCAAUUCAAUAUGGCUCCAGGCCCUGUUGUCGAGGAGGUCGAAGUGGACAUGGCCCAGGACUAUGAUGAAGACGAGGAGCAGAGGCUCAUCAAUGAAGAGUACAAGACGUGGAAAAAGAAUUCACCCUUUCUCUAUGAUAUGAUCCUCAGCACCGCCCUAACAUGGCCUACUCUCACGGUCCAAUGGUUUCCCGACGUAAAGGAGCCCGAGGGAAAGAACUGCCGUAUCCACCGAGUCCUAAUCGGAACGCAUACCUCUGAGGGCAAGCCAAAUCAUCUCCAGAUUGCCCAGGUCGAGAUACCGAAGUCGGUUCGCCCUAAUGCAAAUGACUAUGAUGACGAGCGGGGUGAAAUUGGUGGCUACGGCAAAUCCCCGUCUACAGAUGUUACCACAGCUAUGAAAUGGAGCAUCGUCCAGAAGAUCGACCACCCUGGCGAGGUCAAUAAGGCUCGUUACUGCCCUCAGAAUCCCGACCUAAUCGCGACAUUAGCUGUCGACGGUAGAAUCCUCAUCUUCGAUAGAACUAAGCAUAGCUUCGAGCCCAACGGCAAGGUUAAUCCUCAAAUUAGUCUUGAAGGUCAUAAGCAAGAGGGGUUUGGUCUCAACUGGAAUCCCCAUUCUGAAGGCGCUUUAGCGUCAGGAAGUGAGGAUCAGACCGUCUGUCUUUGGGAUCUCAAGUCGCUACAGAAUGGCAGCACAACUCUCGGUCCUUCUCGCCGGUUCACUCAUCAUACUAACAUCGUUAACGAUGUUCAAUAUCAUCCUAUCUCUAAAAACUUCAUUGGUAGUGUAUCUGACGAUUUAACCCUGCAGAUCAUGGAUGUGAGGCAGCCGUCUAAUAUUCAUUCAUCCUUGGUUGCCAAAGAUGGGCAUAGCGAUGCCAUUAACUCACUAGCAUUCAACCCGUCGACCGAGGUUCUUGUGGCGACCGCAUCCGCCGACAAGACCAUCGGCAUCUGGGACCUUCGUAACGUAAAGGAAAAGGUCCAUACGUUGGAAGGCCACCAAGACGCGGUCACCUCUCUUUCUUGGCAUCCCCACGAAGCAGGCAUUCUAGGCAGUGCUAGUUACGACCGGCGAAUCAUCUUCUGGGAUCUGAGUAGAGUUGGUGAGGAACAACAACCGGAUGAUCAAGAAGAUGGGCCUCCUGAACUUUUAUUCAUGCACGGCGGCCACACUAAUCAUCUUGCCGAUUUCAGCUGGAAUUUGAACGACCCUUGGCUCGUAGCAAGCGCUGCUGAGGAUAAUAUGCUCCAGAUCUGGAAAGUUGCUGAUUCUAUCGUUGGAAAAGACGAAGCCGAUCUUCCGUUGGAUGAACUUGGCAGGUGAGCGAGGUGGAUGUGAUAAAAAGCUGUGACUUGAGCCCUGCCGCUUAGGGCAAGGCGGAUUUUCAGGAUCAACAGAUGAGGAAGAGGAGGCAGACAUACCCAUACGGCCUAUUAGAGGGUUGGCGAGCUGGAGCACCUUUAUUAUAUGGCUAGGGUUAGGAAGACGGUAGAUAUCAAAGGGGUGAAGGCCAUUGAACCCUUUUCCUAUUACAACGAAACGUUUAAUCGAGGGCUUUCGAUUUGUACGAUCCGAACGAUUACAAUUGUUUCCUCUUGGGCGCAUGUGGAUUGUGAUCAAACUACUCUACAUGCACAUGCUGAGCUUAUAAAAUAAUAAAUAAGCGUACGGAAGAUCUGAGUUGUUUUACGCAUAUUUUUCAGACAGUUGCUCCUAGCUACGGUUUUCCCAUCCUUAAUUAUAGAAAAUAAUAAUAAUAUUUUUAUUAUAAUAAUUACG